GCCAGCCCGGAGGAGCACGCGCGUAUGGAAAUCCGGCCUCCUUCGACCGGAAGCCGCCUCCGGUUGCCUUGGCGACGACGCGACGCCCCUCUCGCCGCCUCUGGACGCUGGCAGGGGCUUCUUUCUGCCUGCCCGCCAUGUCGCUGCGGACGCUGCCGCUGCUCGUCCUGAACCUGGGCGGGGAGAUGCUGUACAUCGUGGACCAGCGGCUGCGCGCGCAGAGCAUCCCGGGAGACAAGGCGCGCCAAGUGAUGAAUGACAUCAUUGGGGGCAUCUUCAAUAAAAAUUUUAUGGAUGAGCUGUUUAAGCCACAGGAACUCUAUUCCAGGAAAGCCCUAAGGGCAGUUUUUGAGCGGUUGGUUCAUGCCUCCAUCAUGAGACUAAAUGCCCCCAGUAUGGAUAAGCUUUAUGAUCUAAUGACUAUGGCUUUCAAGUACCAAGUUCUCCUCUGCCCUCGACCCAAGGACCUUCUGCUCAUCACUUUCAACCAUCUGGAUGCAAUUAAGGAUUUUGUCUAUGAAUCACACAAAAUUCUGAACCAAAUUGAUGUUACCAUGCGCAAGUUCAUUGAUACCUACGUCUUGCUCUCUGCUGGGGAACUUCAGCUCAUCCGCCAAACGCUGCUCAUCUUUUUCCAGGAUAUACAUAUCAGGGUUUCCAUUCUCUUAAAAGAUAAAGUGCAGAAUUCCAAUGGCCAUUUUGUGCUGCCAACCUCAAGUUCAGUUCCUUGGGGGACAGAGAUCCCUGGACUCAUCAGACUUUAUAACAAUAAAGAAGAUGAAAUUCAGAGGAUCGAGUUCAGCAGUGGAGGAAAUUAUGUUCUUCCGUAUCGGGAAGGCUCUUUUGACCUUCAUGGAGACAGAGUCAUUAGACUGGGAACAAACAUAUACAGCAUCAGCCGGCCUGUAGAGACAGAUGUAUCAGGGGCCACCAAAAACUUGGCAUCUCGUGUUAAGGAGAACACUGCUCCCAACCCUCUUGCUAAAGAAGAGCUGGAUUUAUUAGCCAGGCUGAUGGGUGGCUUGGAGAUCAAGAAGCCCCUAGUCAAAGAGGGUGGUUUUCAUCUGAAUCUUUUCACCACUGAUGAGGAGGAAGAACACGCUGCCCUGACUCAUCCAGAGGAGUUAUCCUAUCAAGUUCUCAAUAUCCAUGCAGACCAGGACCAGCAACGGAACGAGGAGCUAGAUCGUAUCAUGGGGGAAUUUGAGAUGUCGGAACAGCACAAUGAGACAAACAGCAAAGAAUGUGACUUGUUGGCGAUGAUGGAUAAACUCUAACCCUCAGCUUUGAAGAGCCAUACAGCUUUAAUGCAAAGGAAUGUUAGGACACCCAACGUGAUGUUAGAAGAUGUCAGUCAGAUAGAACAGAAUGGAUUCUUAAGUUAUCCAUUUUUUGUUAGGACACUUGACUCUCCUAGAUGUAUAUUUCAUCUUGGUAUCAUAUAGUUGGUUAGAGUUCACAUAAUAUAAUAAACCAAAACUAAAAUUAUAUUGGA
Thamnophis elegans (Western terrestrial garter snake) is the source of this 1495-nucleotide messenger RNA. It is a transcript of the gene OSCP1, whose product is annotated as organic solute carrier partner 1. NCBI's taxonomy places the organism in Eukaryota, Metazoa, Chordata, Lepidosauria, Squamata, Natricidae. The transcript is spliced from 10 exons. Gene Ontology annotation, cellular component: plasma membrane; cytoplasm. Bases 138 to 1277 code for a protein of 379 amino acids. Gene Ontology annotation, biological process: transport. The record is from RefSeq and is a predicted model, not a curated record.